CUCGCUGGAGAGAAGAUGGUGGGCCAGAACAGCGCCAUCGCUGUUUUCAUCGGGUACUGCAAUUACUUCGACCGCAAGAGAUGGAGUGACCCCAACUUCAAGAACAGGGUGCGAGAACGAGGAAAGAAACAGAAGCUUGCCAAGGGGAGAGCUGGACUUUCCAAAUUACCUGACCUUAAAGAUGCUGAAGCCGUUCAGAAAUUCUUCCUCGAAGAAAUACAGCUCGGUGAAGAGUUACUAGCUCAAGGUGAAUACGAGAAGGGUGUGGACCAUCUGACAAAUGCAGUUGCUGUGUGUGGACAUCCACAGCAGUUACUGUAAGUAUUGCAGCAAACUCCACCACCAGUGUUCCAGAUGCUUCUGACUAAGCUCCCAACAAUUAGUCAGAGAAUUGUAAGUGCUCAGAGCUUGGCUGAAGAUGAUGUGGAAUGAGAAACAAAU
Mesoplodon densirostris (Blainville's beaked whale) is the source of this 441-nucleotide messenger RNA. RefSeq names its product mitochondrial import receptor subunit TOM20 homolog. Gene Ontology annotation, molecular function: transmembrane protein transporter activity. NCBI's taxonomy places the organism in Eukaryota, Metazoa, Chordata, Mammalia, Artiodactyla, Ziphiidae. Gene Ontology annotation, cellular component: mitochondrial outer membrane; mitochondrial outer membrane translocase complex. The record is from RefSeq and is a predicted model, not a curated record. Gene Ontology annotation, biological process: tRNA import into mitochondrion; protein import into mitochondrial matrix; protein targeting.